Molecule: messenger RNA, 15253 nt
Organism: Branchiostoma floridae (Florida lancelet)
Lineage: Eukaryota; Metazoa; Chordata; Leptocardii; Amphioxiformes; Branchiostomatidae
Product: probable E3 ubiquitin-protein ligase HERC1
Exons: 93
Coding region: 306-15170 (4954 amino acids)
Molecular function (GO): ubiquitin-protein transferase activity; protein binding
Source: RefSeq, a predicted model, not a curated record
AUCUUAGAAGUAUAACGUUAUAGUCCUUUAUCUAAACCUCCUUGGUAUAACGUUAACCGCAGAAAAUCCCAAACAGUGCAUCACAUUGUGAGGCAGUCUCUCACACAGCUGAUAUCUGACCUCCAACCCUUGACAUGAGGUCAUUGCCGACAAAAUGUCGGCCCAUCGGGAUGGUUCCAAUUUCGGUACAGACAACAAGCGUCCGUUGUGCAAGUUUGUGACCUAGCUGAGAGUCAUUUUUCACCGACAAGAUAGCUCAGGAAGAAGAACUAGUAAAUCAGAAGUAUACUUGAAAAGUUAACACCAUGGCGGUGAACCCGCCCGUCAAGUUGAAGUGGAUGGAGCACCUGAACACCUCCUGGGUGUCGGAGGACUGCGAGAGCAUCGCGACCCGGGAGGGGGUCAUCAUGCUGUACGACCGUCUCGUCACGAACAAGGAGGUCAUCGCCAUCCCCCAGCAGGCCUUGCACCUGAAGGGGCCGCAGCUGCCGGACUUCGAGAGGGAGACUCUUUGCCAGGAGGAGCAGGAGCACUUCCUACGGGCACUCCUGAACAGCCAGCUCACGCUCGCCCGGAGUGUGUGCUCCGACUCUCCGUUCUCCUCAUCCCUCCGGAAGAGGCUCGUCGUGCUGCAGCGGAUAUUCUACGCUGUGUCGAACAAGUACCACGACAAGGAGAAGGUGAGACAACAGCAGCAGACACAGGAGACACAGGCGGGCGUCAACAGUGAGAAGUCCGGCGGGGAGAAGACGCGCACGGGAAACGAUGCCCUGAUCGAGAUGGGCGUGCGGACGGGUCUCAGCCUGCUGUUUGCGCUCCUGCGGCAAAGCUGGCUCCAGUCUCCGCCAGGGGGAAACCUCUCUCUCUGCAACGACGUGAUACAAACCGCCAUGGACGUUGUGAGCUCCCUGCCGCCCCUGUCACUGGCUAAUGAGACCAAGAUGCCCCCCAUGGGACUGGACUGUCUGAAGCAGGUGACGGAGUUCCUGAAGAGUGUUACCAUGCCGACCUCGGGUGCGGACAGUCUGGGAAAGAGGCUGGCUGCAGAGCUGCUCCUGGGGCUGGCGUCACAGAGGGGCUCGCUGCGCUACCUACUUGAUUGGAUAGAGAUGGCACUGGCCGCAUCAGCAGCGCUGGGAGCACAGGUGGAGAGAGAAGAGGACAGACUGGGACAGAUUUCUCACGACUUCUUCCAACAGAUUCUGCAAGUGAUGGAGAACUCUGUGGGUGGCUCUGGGAACGACAAGAGAGAUCAUCAGAUCACCGACACAAACAAGACUUCAGAUGGGAUGUUUCCCCUAUACCUGGCUGGGAUGGUUCUCAUGGAAGAGGUGGCCUGGCUGGCAUCAGACUACGCGCGGUCCUGCGUCUGCCCCUCGCCGGUGCCCAUCGACGACUCGAGCACGGGUGAGAACGGGAACAUGGUGACGGAGAACAGCGAGGUGUACGUGUGGGGCAGCAACAGCAGCCACCAGCUGGCCGAGGGCAGCCAGGAGAAGAUCCUACAGCCGAAACUGUCUCCUGCAUUUGCUAAUGCUCAGACAAUUGAGGCAGGACAGUACUGUACAUUUGUAGUCUAUAGUGAUGGAACUGUACGGGCAUGCGGAAAAGGCAGCUACGGCCGACUUGGCCUCGGGGACUCCAACAACCAGACAACUCUCAAGAAACUGAACUUUGACCACCGUUACGUCAUCCGGAAGAUCUCAUCCUCCAAGGGUUCUGACGGACACACACUAGCGCUGACGGCUGAUGGAGAAGUGUUCAGCUGGGGAGAUGGGGAUUACGGGAAGCUGGGACACGGAAACAGUUCCACACAGAAGUACCCCAAGCAGAUACAGGGGGCCCUACAGGGCAAGGUUGUAAAGAGCAUCUCCGCGGGCUAUCGCCACAGCGCGGCAGUGACCGAGGACGGUGAGCUGUUCACGUGGGGGGAGGGGGACUACGGCAGGCUGGGGCACGGAGACAGCAAUAGUAAGAACCUGCCCACGCUGGUGAAGGACAUCACCAAUGGUGGCCAGGUGGUCUGUGGGAGCUCGCACACCAUCGUCGUCUCGCAGGACGGCCGGACGGUCUGGUCGUUCGGAGGAGGGGACAAUGGGAAACUGGGCCAUGGAGACACCAACCGAGUUUACAAACCUAAGGUGAUCGAAGCCCUGGUGGGGCUGUACAUACGGAAGGUGUGCUGCGGAAGUCAGUCCUCACUCGCUCUCACCUCAACUGGACAGCUGUUUGCGUGGGGGUGUGGCGCCUGCCUGGGCUGUGGGUCACCUGAGUCCACCGCCCUCCGACCCAAGCUGGUGGAGGAGCUGGCCAACACCAGGAUAGUAGAUGUGGCCUGUGGGGACAGCCACUGUCUGGCCCUCACUCAUGACAAUGAAGUUUAUGCAUGGGGCAACAAUGCCAUGGGCCAGUGUGGACAGGGCCACUCCCAAAGCCCCAUCACUAAGCCGAAGAAAGUGGUUGGCCUGGACGGAGUCACCGUGCACCAGAUUUCUGCAGGCACCUCCCACAGUCUAGCAUGGACAGCCCUGCCCACAGAUAGGCAGGUGGUGGCGUGGCAUCGCCCAUUCUGUGUGGACCUACAGGAGAGCACCUUCACCCACCUGCGCAUGUUUCUGGAGCGCUACUGCGACGGCUUUGACAGCCCAAACCCACCGCCACCUUUCCCUACCUCCAAGCUGUUAGCUGUUAGUGAGACCCUGUCUGUGGGCGCACCUCUACUGCUGCCCCCUCUAAGGGAGAGAAUGGAGAUUCUCCACCAACUUGCUGUGAGUGAGACCCUGUCCGUGGGAGCUCCUCUGCUGUUGCCACCACUAAGGGAAAGAAUGGAGCUUCUCCACCAGCUGCUUCCUCAGGGUCCAGCCAGGUGGGAGUCUCUCUCAAGGGACAGGAUGCAGCUGGGCAUCAUCCUGACCAGUCUCCAGGACAACACGCAUGUCGCCUCCCUCCUGGGUUUCUCCGCCCCCCUGGACAUGGACACCCCCUCCCCCAGGGGGGUCACCCCCCCUGCCCCCGACACACACCUGGCAGAGAUGCUGAUGAAGACGCUCCUGAGAAACCUCGGCUUCCACACGGAGCAAGCCUUCGGGGAGCUUGAGAAGAACAGUGACAAGGAGGUGGGGUCGGUGUCGGAUUACGAGGAUGGGACUCCGCCCGCCCACCUGCACGAGCUCCUGUCCUCCCUGCAGAAACAUCUGCUGGCGUACUGUCAUGUCAACGCCCUUGAUGAGAGUUCCCCCACGGUGUCGCUGCUGCACAAGCACCUGUCGCUCAUGCUGCCCCACGCUGGUGAGGUGCUGUCCCGCUCCGCACAGCUGCUGCAGGACAGCGCGGCACAAGGACAGUCCGCUGUCAGGGACAGGCUGGGAGAUGUGCUGUACAAGUCAGCCGCUGGCAGCAUGCUGUCCCAGAUGGUGCACUCGCUGUUGCUCCUGCCGGUCACCAUUGUCCGCCCCAUCCUGGCGCACCUGCUGGCGCUGCUGCCGUACCUGGAUAGCCUGAACCGCCUGUUACCGGCUGCAGCCGUGCUCGAGGACCAGGAGCUGGAGUGGCCCUUACAUGCCACCCCUGAGAGUAUCGACCCCUCCGCUGUUCCCAUGGCCCAACCCUCCAAGUCAUGGGUGUGGCUGGUGGAUCUGGAGAGGGCAGUAGGGCUGCUGGUUGGCAGGUGCCUGGGAGGAAUGCUGGUGGGGAUGCCCCCAUCCACAGAUGAGAAGGAGACCUGCGGAUGGAUCUCUUCUCCCCUCUUCUGCAGCGGGCUGGAGAUGAAUGCACAGGACAUUGUGAUGAUCCUGAGCGUUGUGUCGGAGUCGGUGGUGUCAGGGGGCACGGAGCACAACCUGGGGGACCUGAACCUGCCCUCCCCCCUGCUGCAGCUAGUGGACUCUUCCAGUCUCCUCUCAUCCACCCUGUGGAGCAACAUGCAGGACUUUGCCAGGAGCAAAGACUGGGACACCAGUGAGUUGACGGACGACCCUGUCCUGGACACGGUGUCACGACUGCUGCUGGCAUGUCUGCUGAAGCACUGCGGUCUGCUGCAGGUCGCUUCACAACCGCACAAGGGAUCGCCCGGCCGCGGGUUGGUGGAGGUGUACAGGUGUGUGUACAAGGUGCGGAGGAAGCUGCUGGCUAAGAAGCCCCUGUCCGUCCCCGCCUCCCCUAAGGACAUCGACCCUCCCGCUAAAGGUGUGGACAAGCCUCCUGAUGAGGAGGAGCUGGAGAUCGAUGAGAGGGAUGAGGAGGAGCAAAGGGAUAGAGAUGAGGAUGGUCUGGAGAAGUCCCAGGGUAAGGAUGAGGAGGUGAGACCGUUGCCAGAAGUUGAAACCCCAUACCCAUCCCUGUGCCAGGCCCUCAUCCAGCGCUGUGUGUUCCUCCUGCUUGCUGUCAGACCCUCCUGGCCGAGUGAGGAGGAACUCCUCUCACUCAGUCCAGCCAAAGGACUGAAGGCAGGCCUGAAAGAAGUCAGGCAAGCUGAGAAUCAACCCGAGGUCGGCCACUACGAGUCAUCUGGUAGCGAGGAUGAGACCACGAUGGCAUUAGCUGCCAGGAUACCUGAGGGUAUGCUGUCCUCGGGCUCCUCGGAGGAAGACGACCAGAGACAGGGGCACUCUCACGGCCCUGACCGAUCCCUCACUGCCGUCAGAGAGGCUCUGAGACGUCUCAAGUGGAGACAGCAUCGUGUGGGACUGACAGCCCCGGGUGAUGUGACCCACGGGUCCCAGUACAUGCGGCUGCUGCACCAGUUGAUGGACACAGUCGUGGCGUUCGCCUGCGACGAGCCGCUGGUGCAGGCAGCUCAGGAGACGGAGGAGGACCUGAGAUGGGGGACGGACCCCUGCAUGGUCGCCAUGGCAAUGUGCCAUCAACAAACAAGGGCGGAGAUGAGGCUGGAAUCCCUGAACCAGAUCCUGUCACUGCUGUCCUCCAGUGAGGAGAAGACCGACCAGCCGACGCCCGGGUCCCCGUACCCCUUCCAGACCCGCCCCUCCCCUGCCUUCAACUGCACCUCCCUGCUGGAUUCUGUUCAUCUGCAGUUUCUGGCAGGAUGCUUCGGGUUGGGCAUGCUGGGGCCUGUGAUGGUUGGAGGGCACAACACGUCGCAACUUCACCACUACUCCGAUGGCAUCAAGGCUGGCAGCAGCACGACUCAGCAGGAGAUCCAGGCUGCAGUCCACAAGAUCUACAAGUACCUGGUCAUGACUCUGUCCAGAUCUGACUCACAGCAGUCAACUUACAGCAACAAAGGUGCCCAGGAAAGACUCCUUCUGAGCACCAUUUUCGCUCUAAGUGUGAAGUACCAGCCUGUGCACUUGUCCCUAUCCAUGUCCUUCUUACAAACCUCUACGUCGCCAGUGUGCUUUUUUUCAUCCACCCUUGUUUGUUUUUGUCUCCACAGGUGCCCAGGAAAGACUCCUCCUGAGCACCAUCUUUGCCCUGAGUGUGCCCAGGAAAGACUUCUCCUGAGCACUAUCUUCGCCCUAAGUGUGAAGUACCAGCCAGUGGACGUGUCCCUUGCCGUGUCGAGCGGCCUGCUGCCCCUCCUGUCCAGACUGUGCGGCACCAGCCCCACCCUGUCCCACCCCCACCAGCUCAUCCUGGGUGGUACGUCCCAGUUGUCCCUGGUGCUGCAGGUGGCCAGCCUCAGGCUGCUGCAGAUUCUCGCAGUCACCACAGGGACGUACGCAGACAAGCUGAGCGGCAGUGUGGUGUCUGCCAUGGUGGACCUGCUGUGCAGCCAGAUGAGUGCCCUGCUGGAGGCUGCAGGAGGUCAGACUGUCACAGGGACGAAGGAGGAGGAGGACAAGCCGAAGCUGUCCACCCGUCAGAUGAAACUUGCGGAAACUGCGCUGGGCGACUUCCUGGUGUUCCUGAGACGUGUGGCGUCCUCUCGCUCAGUGCAGCUCAAGAUGGCCUCCCGACCUUGGACCAACCUUCUCCUGACGAUCGCAGGGUCGGGACAGGAGGAAGGCACUUCAGCCCUUCCGCUUGUGAGCAACCUGAGGACACGCCUGCUGGCCCUGCACCUGCUGGAGGCUGUGUUACCUGCCUGCAGCCCUGCUACGGACGGGCAGCACAUCAGACAGGUUUGUGACCAGCUGUUCAGCCUGCUGUCCACGUCCAUGUGGGAGACCCCGCUGGCCGCCUCCAGACAGGCGCUCAGGCUCAAGGAGGAGGAGAUCGACAAGAAGCUGCUCAAGCACCAGAACCCAGAUGCAGGAUCUCCUGAUGCAUGCUGGGAGGAGGAGAACAUGGCUGUACAGGAGGCGAACUUCGACCCCGAGCGCACGGUGUGCUGCACAGUGGAGAACGGGCACACUCUGGUGCACGGGGCCGGGGGCAGAGGGUACGGACUGGGAUCCACAGGCAUCUCAUCCGGCUGCUGGCAGUGGAAGUUCCUGAUUAUCAAAGAGAACAGAGGUAACGAGGGCACUUGCGUGGGAGUGUCGAAGUUCCCUGUCCAGGACUUCAGCCACCGCACCACGGCUGACAUGUGGCUGUACAGAGCCUACAGCGGAAACCUGUACCACAAUGGGGAGCAGUCCCUGGCCCUGCCCAGCUUCACCCAGGGGGACUACAUCACCGUAGUGCUGGACAUGGAGGCCAGGACUGUCUCGUUUGGCAAGAAUGGAGAGGAACCCAGGCUUGCAUUUGAGGAUGUGGACUCCACCGAGCUGUUCCCUGUCGUGAUGUUUUACAGCAGCAACCCGGGGGAAAAGGUGAAGAUCACAGACAUGCAGGUGAGAGGAGCUCCGCGUGACCUGCUGCCAGGUGACCCCACCUGUGCUCCAGCACCUGCCGUCACCUCCGAGGCAGCCGUGCAGCUGAUUCGUACACUACACAGGCAGGAAGGGUGGACUGCUCACAUCAACAGCUGCAUCAUGGACCGGCUGGGGAACAUCAAGAGGCUCUACGAGAUGACUCUCAUGCAGGAGACAGAGACGGGAACGUCCAAGACCGUCACCAAAACCGACAAAUCGAAACCAGCCGAGGAAGACACCACCGAUGAUGACAAAACAAAGGAGGAGGCUUUGAGUUCUGAUCAGAAGGAGGAGGAAGAAAAGGCAGAACCAGAGGAUGGAGAGGAAGGAAUAGCGGAAGAUACGGCAGGGAAAGAUGAGACUGAGAAAGAAGGAGAGUCCUCUAAAGCAGAAGAGGUGGAAAGAAGAUCGCCAACAAUCGAAGAUAUAAAAGGUUUACUAGAUGAGAACAUCCAGCCAGCAAACCCAGAGACAGCCAGACAAGCACCGGACAUGCACCUACUGGAGCGGCUGUGUCGGGAAGUCUGGCCAGCUUUGGUGGUGAUCGGGGGAGUGGACCAAGGCCUGCGGCUGGGGGGACGUUGCGUGCACAAGCAGUCGUCCCGGCAGGCCACCCUGCUGGGGAUGGUGAAGGAGGGCAGCGCCUCGGCUAAGGUGCAGUGGGACGACGCUGACGCCACUGUAAGUGACACCCCAGUGACCAACCUGGAGCCUGGUGACUCGGUGCUGUUUGAUGCCUACAAGCUGCAGGGCCUUACAGCAGACACGUUACAGGACCUUCUUCACCUCACAGGGGUUGGCACAGAUGACUCUCUGGUGGACAGGGUGUUCAACAGGACCAGACCAGUCAGGCAGAAGACUGCAGAGGAGCAGCAUCAGGACCAGCUGGAGAAGAGCCUGGAUGCAGACAUUGCCUCUGCUAUGCAGGAGGAAGGGUCUGAUGGCAAGGAAUCAGAACCUGCUGUCCAAACUACUGACUCACAGCCAGCUGUGGCUGAAAAGACAGACGUCGACGACAAAGAUAGUACAGAGUUUGCUGAAAGCAAGUCAGAAGUCUCUGAAAUGAAAAGUGAUACAGACUUUUCCGAAAGUAAAAGUGAAGAAGACAAUGCGAAGACGGAGGUUGCGGAAGAGGAGAGGUCCACGAUAAGAUCCAGGCCUUCCGUGUCUUCAGGAUGUCUCAGUCUGAGCCAAGCAGAACUGAUGGCACUACAACUGGCCUAUCUGCAGCUGGGAGCUCUCAAGGCACUGGGUGUCAUCAUGGGCUGUGGUAAGUAUGCAGAGAUGCUGCUUGUCCCCAAAGUCCCCGGAGGAAGCCAGCAGCCCAAACCUGCCGUACCGUCCCACGAGGAGCAUCUGAAAGAGACGAUGCGAGGAGUGAUGCGACUGAUGGUGAACCGUGCCGUGAUCGCCUCGCCCGUGAAACGUAACGUCACCAUGGCGGAACUCGAGCGUGCCCACUCCAUGCUGCUCAAGCUGGCUGUCAACGCGGCCGCAGAGGAGGGGUCGGACAUACGCACAAAAAUAGGCCGGAAACUGGUCAUGGCCUUUAGGAAGAACAGAGGCCAGUUCUCGAGCUAUGACACUCAAGAGGGGGAUCCGAACCAAGGGGGUACCCCCCUGGUCUGCCAGGGGGCAGAGGGGGGCGAGGGCCAAGAGCACCAGGCCAGUCGUGCGCCUCUGUGCAGUAUGGAGGAUAUAAUGAGUGAGGCCGAUGAUAGCCCGGAGGAGCUGCUGGAGGAGUUCCAGAACAGGAAGAGGCAGCAGGAAUCCUCCACCACUCCUGUAAACACCAAGGCCGUAACCACGGCAACGUCCACUUCCUCCGUGGGUACCAUGACGACCGGGUCAACAGCGCCGCUGGCCUCGCGUGAGGAGCGGCUGGAACUCCCGGGCGUGGCGGACGAGAGACCCAACAGCUCUGGGCCCUACCCAGCCUCGGGGCGCAGACCAAGCCUUGGCCGCAUAAUGCGAGGUCCCACCCCCCACAUGCGAGCGAGCGUACCACCCCCCCUGGUCAUCCCCCCUCGCCCACGACGCUCACAGACCCCGCCAUAUUUGUCUCCUAGGACGCGGUCACCUCCGACCUCGCCGACCUUUGGUGGCCCGCCGCCACCAAUGAGGUCGCAGCUACCACCACGCCCUCCCUCACGGAUGGAAGCCCCUGUAGCCCCGCCCCGCCCCCGAUCCCCGUCCCCCCCUCCCCCGCCCAUCGCCCCCCAGCUGCUGGAGAUGGGGUUCACCAUGAAGCACAUCCAGCGAGCCAUCGCGGCCACCGGUUCCCGUGGCGACGCGGACCCCCGGCGCGUGGCGGUCCUGGCCACCUGGAUGGUGGAGCACCCGUGUGAGGAGGAGGAGGAGGCUGCGCCUGGACCGGAGGGAGCAGAGGCUCAGGAGGGCAGAGGGACAGUCACUGAUGCUGCUAGAGAGGAUACUCCUCCAGAUAGGACAGACAGGAGCCCUGAGCCAGAGGAACGACAGGAGCUGCGCCAGGAGCCCCGCCCCGAGCCGCCCCAGAGAACACUGUCCGGCCGCAGGAGCAUGAUGGGAGAAAGGUCAAGGGGCAUGGCGGACAUCCGGAGCUUCAUGACCAUGACCAACCAAUCUGGUGAGGGGCACAGAGCGCGGCAUGCCCCAGUAGCUCCGUCCCGACCCCGCAUGGCAGACAUUCGCAGCUUCAUGUCGACUAUCCCCAGUCACUCCGUGUUCCUCGGGCGUAACGAGGGCCGCGAGGCUGACGACCAGGAGCCGGGGCGGGAGGGCAUCUACGACCGGCUGGCCCUGGACGAGGACAUGGACAUCGAUGAGGAGGUGAUGGAGGACAUGUUUGGCCGGGAGAUCACCUCGGAGAGGGAGAUGCUGGGGCUGUGGUUCCCAGAGUAUGCCCGCGAGGCAGAGCAGGGUGACGAGCCAGUCCUGUGCGAGCUGUGUGGGACCACCACCGCCCAGUUCAACCGGCACAUGCGCACGCACCACCGCGGCUGCGGGGGCAGCUGUGGCCGCCAGGGUUACCGUAGCAACGGUUCCUACGUGGACGGGUGGUUCGGCGGGACCUGUGGCACCGGCAGCCCGUACUACCUGCUGUGUGGGGAGUGCAGAGAAAGGUACCUUGCUGAAGGGGCACAGAGGGAUAUUGUGUAUGCCGAUGCCACCAGUCCAGACAGGUCCACCUCCAGUGUCAAACUAUCUCCUGACCUUGUUGGCAGAGUGGACGGAAGCUAUGAAGAUGAGAUGGAUUUCGGCGACCUGGAGGGGAACAGGUUUGCCGCCAUCGAGAGUUUCGAGGCCAUCAUGGGCUCCCUGGGUCUGAACGAUCGGCGGGUCGUCCCCGACCCAGUCCAGUUCACGGACAGCGAUCCGCUGGGGGCCAAGUCUACCGUGGCAUCAAUGGCAGAGGAGUCCAAUCUCUCAACAGAGCUCCCCAGAUCCAGCCAGAGUCUGGGACUGCCGGGACCUCGCCGUCUGACCUUGGGAGAGCAGGCGGCCAUGUUGCUUGACCCCCACGACCGGGCGGUUGCCCUGAGGAGGACGACAAGUGCUGCACAGAUCCUGCUGGCGCGCUCCAUGGUCAUGAAAGCCCUGUCUCUGCUGUCCGUCAGUGGAUCGGCCUGUAGUCUGGCAGCAGGACUGGAGGCUCUCGGUUUGGCCGACAUCCGCCUGCUUGUCCGCCUGAUGUGCCUGACAGCCGCUGGGAGGGCGGAGUUCGUCAUGGGAACGGACGAUGCUAGUGACCAUGGCAACGCGACGGCCACGCCCAGUGGAAUGACCACCAGUCUGACGUACCUGAGUGCUGCUAUUGGCUCUCUGGCUGCCAACAGCGCCGGCGCCUCCAGAAUGCUGGUACAACUGUGCACACAGGAACUGAUGUCUGCUGCCACCGGUGUUAACCUCUCCACCAUCGAGGACCCCCGAAAGAGGACCUCCCGGCGAGACCAGGACCCGUCCAGCUCCGACCACAAGGCCCUGUCCUCUCCCAGCUUCUCUGUGACCCAAUCCCUGGUGUCCCUGCUGGCAGGCACCAGGCAAGGCUCCUCCGGACAGCUAUUCUCCACCUCGGAUUCCUACGAUGAGAUGAAUGACAUGAUGAAAGACCUGAAAGAGCAAGACACCAGUAAGGCCCAGGACACAGCCUCCUCGUCCGGCCCCCCCAGCCCGAUGCACCCGCCCAGACUAGGCCCCCUGCACCUGGCCAACGCGCUCGCUGCCUGCUGCCUGUCCACACGGCUGUCCUCCCAACACCGGCAGUGGGCGGCACAGCAGCUACUGAGGAGCCUGGCAGCACAGAGCCAGGAGGGAAGGUGUGUGCCAGAGACUGCUGCGGACCUGGCCGGAGACCUGCCCAAAUGUGCCACCAACAAGCUGGAGGCGCACCAGAACAGGGUCGUGUCCUGUGUCUGGAAUGCAAGAAAGAGCCUUCUAGCCACGAGCGGUUGCGACGGGACUGUCCGCGUCUGGAACGUGUCGUCGCGCUCCCAGCACAUCCUACAGCAGACUUGCGUCUUCAACAAGUCUGAGGAGGACCCGAGCUCGGCCGACGACCUGAUGGGCAGUCAGCUGUCCCACGUGUGCUGGAACGCUAACGGCCGACUGCUGGCCGCUACCAUGGAGAACAUGGUCAACAUAUGGUCUGUGGCAGGCGGCCGCGGCCACCUUGACCUCCAGCCCUGCUGGGUCACGGCGAUCACGUGGCCGCAGAACAAGGGGCUCCUGGACGGGCGCGGCAUCUCGGGCACCGACAUGCUCCUGAUUGGUCGCCUGGACGGCUCUCUCGCGCUCGUGGAGGUCCUGGACAGCUCAACUUUCAACAGGGUGGAACUGGAACACUGCUACAGGAAAGAAGUGCCUGUGUGUGCCAUUGCCUGGUAUGACGAGCACGGCAAGUUCGCUAUCGGCUACUCCGACGGCAAGGUGCGGAUGUGUGUUAAGGACCCCUAUGAUCAGGACGCCAUCAAGACUAUCGAGGCACAUGAGACCUCCAUCUCAGGCCUGACCUGGGACCCUACAGGCCACCUGCUUGCGACGCUAGCUGAAGACGUGUGCCUGAAGCUGUGGGGGUGUAACUGCGACACGUGGACCCUAGUGUACAUCAUCCCGCACGCCUCACCUGUAGCUGCCAUGGACUGGUGCCCACUACUGGGGAAAGGGGACGAACCUCGCCUCAUGCUUGCCACUGGCUGUACUGACGGCAGUGUCCAUGUGUGGACGCUCCCCCAGCCCGGCUCUACCGUCUCCGUACCGUUUGCAUCUCCCCGCAGGACGGAACAGCAGGCUGAGACCCGGGAGAACAGGGCAGACACAGCCUCCACAUCUCACCAGGAGACGAUAGCAGACGAGGCCACACAGGGUCCAGUGGAAGAGGUUUUGGUGCUGAAGGGUCACCAGACGUCCAUCCAGCACCUGGCUUUCCACUCCCACGGCAUGGCGCUGGCCACGGGCUGCUCCAGGGGUGUGGUUAACCUGUGGUCACUCCAGGAUGGAGCAGUCACUCAGACCCUGAUGGGGCAGGGUACCACACAGGGCCUGGUGUGGGCAGGGGAGCAGGCUCUCGUGGCUGCCUUCAACAAGUCGAAGGAUGUGUCCCUGAUGUACUACAGCCCGGACUGGUUCAGCCACCACACGUCGCUGGCGGCCGCACGGAUGGCGCUCCGGUCCCAGGGCAUUGUGGGACUGCACCAGGCUCCCUGCAUGAAGGCACUGCUGGGGAGGCUACCCAGAAUCCUUCAGGAGCAGUACUCAUAUGAAAAGGCCCAUGUGGUGUGCGGAGACCAGCUGGUUCACAGCACCUUCCUACAGAACUUCGCUGCCAUGGCGAUCGGACUGCAGCUGGAGAAGGUACUCUGCACCUCUCCGUGUCCCCCCCACCUCCGGUCCAGUGUGGAGGAAGGAUGCAGGAAUGUUCCAGAGUGGACAUGGCUGGCGUCAUUUUCAUCAGCGCUGAAGUCAGCGGAAACGCUGAGCAAGAGGUGUGCAUUCCCAUCAUCCUUUGUGGUCCCCGACAUUGAAACCAUCAGUAAGGAUGAACCCAUGCAGCCAACGGAUAACAUAGCGUGGAAACUGAACAUGGAUGAAGAAAUCAUGGCCUGGGCAACACAAAAACCCGAGGAUUGGAUGCUGGGAGGACGAUGUGAGGCGUACAUGUGGGGAGGGGGGCGGCAUGGGCAGCUGGCAGAGACAGGGAGGAGUUUGCUCACUCCAACUGUCACUCCGUCCUUCUCACAGGCUCAACAGAUCAUCUGUGGGCAGAACUGCACGUUUGUGAUCCAGGCGAACGGCACCGUGCAGGCUUGCGGGGAGGGCAGCUACGGGCGGCUGGGACAGGGCAACUCCGACGACCUGCACCAGCUCACCAUCAUAUCAGCACUGCAAGGUUUCGUUGUGACCCAGCUGGUGACCUCUUGCGGUUCCGACGGCCACUCCAUGGCGCUGACGGAGAGCGGGGAGGUGUUCAGCUGGGGCGACGGGGACUACGGGAAGCUCGGACACGGGAACAGCGACCGGCAGCGCCGACCCAGGCAGAUCGAGGCUCUGCAGGGGGAGGAGAUCAUACAGAUGGCCUGUGGGUUCAAACAUUCCGCUGUGGUGUCGGCUGAUGGCAAACUGUUUACAUUCGGAAACGGUGACUACGGCAGGCUGGGGCUGGGGAACACCUCAAACAAGAAAAUUCCAGAGAGAGUCACUGCAUUGGAGGGCCAGAUGGUUGGACAGGUUGGGUGUGGGUUGAACCACACGCUGGCUGUGUCGGCAGACGGAAACACUGUGUGGUCCUUUGGAGAUGGAGACUACGGCAAGCUGGGUCUGGGGAACUCCACAGCCAAGUCAACACCACAGAGAGUGGACCCCCUGUGUGGGAUAGGAGUGAAGAAAGUCUGCUGUGGGACUCAGUUCUCUGUGGCACUCACCAAGGACGGCAGAGUCUUUACAUUUGGGCAAGAGCGGUUGAUUGGUCAGCCAGAGAGUCGGAGCAGGAACCACAACCGUCCUCAGCAGGUUCCUGCGCUGGAGGCGUUCUUCGUGGAGGACGUCGUCGUGGGAGCGGAACAUUCGCUGGCCUUGACCUCUACUGGCGAGGUGUGGGCGUGGGGCAGCAACGGGGACGGACAGCUGGGGAUAGGGGACACCAACGCACGCAGGGAGCCUUGCCUGGUCACAGCUCUGCAGGGCAAGAACGUCAGACAGAUUUCUGCAGGCAGGAAUCAUAGUGGAAGUUGGACCGCCCCUCCCCCGCCCAAGCGUGCCCCCGGUGUCCCGGCACCUCUACAGCUGGGCCAGCCCUCUUCCAUUCCCCCACAGUUCACCUCCCUGAAGGAGUGCAGCAUCAAUGCCAUCAAGGCCAGGCUGCGGCUACUGCACCACUUCUCCGACCUCAUCUACUCCUCCUGGAGACUCCUCAACCUCAGCCCACACCAGACGAUGCAAGUAAUUCCAUCAAGAAGACAGGAGCUGGAGACUGGGGUCAUCGACCUCCUGUUGCCCACGCCCAACUCCUCGGCGGAGGUCGGCUGCAACCGCGACCGUUUCGUCCUGAACCCGUCGGCGACCUCCCAGGAGCACCUGCACCAGUUCAAGUUCCUGGGAAUCCUGUUCGGCGUGGCCAUAAGAACCAAGAAGCCGCUUGACCUGCACCUGGCUCCCAUGGUAUGGAAGCAGCUGGCCGGCAUGCCACUAACCAUAGAUGACGUGGAGGAUGUGGAUGCUCUGUUCGUGCAGAGCCUUCGCAGCAUCCGGGACAUCGACAAGAGCGGCGUCACAUCAGAAACUUUCCACGAGGUGAUCCCGCUGGACUGUUUCGAGGGCCAGAGCGUUGAUGGUCGGUUCGUACCCAUCAUUCCCGGCGGCCGCAGCAUCCCGCUGACGUUCCACAACAGGAAGGAGUACGUGGAGAGGGCGCUACAGUACCGACUACACGAGAUCGACAGACAGGUGUCCGCUGUACGUGAGGGCAUGGCCUGGAUCGUCCCCGUGACCCUGCUGUCCCUGCAGACUGCCCGCCACCUGGAGUCCAUGGUCUGCGGCAUGCCGGACAUCUCCGUCGACAUUCUCAAGAAAGUCGUCAGGUACCGAGAGAUUGAUGAUAACCACCACCUGGUGCAGUGGUUCUGGCAAACGCUAGAGCAGUUCAGCAACGACGAGCGCAUCCUCUUCAUGCGCUUCGUGUCCGGCCGGUCCCGACUCCCCGCCAACAUCGCAGACAUCUCACAGCGCUUCCAGAUCAUGAAGGUGGACAGGACGGGUGACGGCCUGCCCACGGCGCAGACCUGCUUCUUCCAGCUGCGGCUGCCUCCCUACUCCAGCCAGGAGGUCAUGGCCGAGCGCCUGCGCUACGCCAUCAACAACUGCCGCUCCAUCGACAUGGACAACUACAUGCUGUCCAGGAACGCUGACGUGGGCGCCGGGUCGGACGACGAGUACUGACAUCUGUCAAUCACUCCUGAAGAACCAUCCCGACUAGGGGUGGGUACCGGUUCAGGUCCAGAGCUGAUUGUCCGGACCUGAAC